Molecule: messenger RNA, 5174 nt
Organism: Andrographis paniculata
Lineage: Eukaryota; Viridiplantae; Streptophyta; Magnoliopsida; Lamiales; Acanthaceae
Product: DNA (cytosine-5)-methyltransferase 1B-like
Exons: 12
Coding region: 227-4870 (1547 amino acids)
Cellular component (GO): nucleus
Molecular function (GO): DNA (cytosine-5-)-methyltransferase activity; chromatin binding
Source: RefSeq, a predicted model, not a curated record
AGGAAGUCCAGACCCGAAAGCAAAGCCAGAAGAGCCAGCACAGCCACAGCAGACGGAAGCAGGCGCGGCUCAAUUUGGCGUUGGCGCUUAACCCAAAACUUGAAAAAGCAAGCAGCGCCAUAAAUUUGCUCACCAAAAGCCCUGCGCCUUCCGCCUGCCAAAUGUCGCAACAAAUCUGAAUGCAGCCCUUUCGCCCCUUCUCCCCCUCCUCUAUUUAGGGUUCACUAUGGGAGAAUUGCUGCCCACACCUUGCUCUGCUGCGGCGCCUCCUCAGUCAGGGAUCAAAGAAAGCAAAAGCAAAGUUGGUUCUGCAUCUAGUACAAAAAUGGUUGACAGUAAACGGAAUAAGAAGAGGGUUUCUUCCCAGACAUCUGAGGAGUCUUCUGCUCCACGUAAAAUGCCAAGGCGAGCAGCUGCUUGUUUAAAUUUCAAGGAGACGUCUAUUCGCAUAAACAAAAAAGACUCGAUAGUGGAAACAAAAAAAGAAGGGGUGGUUGUGGAAGAAAUUGUGGCUGUUCGUCUGACUGCUGGGAAAGAGGAUGUUCGUCCAUGCAGACGGCUUACAGAUUUUUCGUUACACAAUUCAGAUGGUGUUUUACAGCCAUUUGAAAUGUUGGAAGCUGACAAUAUCUUUAUUUCUGGUCUUAUCCUACCUCUUGAGGAAACUGCUGACAAAGAGAAAGGAAAGGGGGUUAAGUGUGAAGGAUUUGGACGUGUUGAGGAAUGGGCUAUAUCUGGUUAUGAAGAUGGGUCGCCUGUAAUAUGGAUUUCUACAGAGAUAGCUGAUUAUGAUUGUCUUAAACCUUCUGGAACCUACAAGAAAUUCUACGACCAUUUUUAUGCAAAAGCUACUGCUUGUGUUGAGGUUUACAAGAUCUUGUCAAAACCUUCUGGAAGCAGUCUAAGCCUUGAUGAGUUGCUCGCUGGGAUUGUGCGUUCAAUGAGCGGGAUGAAGUGCUUCUCUAGUGGUCUAUCUAUCCGGGAUUUCAUUAUUUCUCAGGGUGAGUUUAUCUACACCCAACUUAUAGGUUUGGAUGAGACUUCAAAGACAGAUCAGCUAUUUGUUGACCUCCCCGUUCUAGCUGCUCUCAAAGACGAAUGCCAAAAUUUAUCAAACCUUGCCCAAGCUCAAUCUGGUUCACAUCAGGGGAAGUUGACGAUAGACCCAAAAUGCAAGGAUGAAAAAGGUAAAAAUGUACCCGUUGCAUCUCACUCAACUGAAGAAGAUGAAGAUUCGAAGAUGGCAAGGGUGCUGCAGGAAGAAGAGCGAUGGCGUUCUAUGAAGCGGAAGAAAGGUCGGGGUACUACCACCUCAUCAAGCAAAUACUACAUUAAAAUAAAUGAGGAUGAAAUAGCCAAUGACUAUCCCCUACCUGCUUAUUACAAGACGUCAAAUGAAGAAACAGACGAAUAUAUAAUCUUUGACAGUGACAUGGAUGUUCAGCAUGUUGAAGAGCUGCCGCGAAGCAUGCUUCAUGAUUGGGCUUUGUACAAUUCUGAUUCUAGACUGGUUCCAUUGGAACUCCUUCCUUUAAAACCUUGUGAUGAAAUUGAUGUGACCAUAUUUGGGUCGGGUAUAAUGACAGCAGAUGAUGGUUCUGGGUACAAUUUUGAUGAUGAUUCUACUGCUACGAGUGGUUCUGCGUCCAAUCCAAUUGAAGGGAUACCAGUUUUCUUGAGUGCAGUUAAAGAAUGGGUGAUUGAAUUUGGAUCUUCUAUGAUUUCCAUUUCAAUACGAACUGAUAUGUCCUGGUAUAGGCUUGGGAAACCUUCAAAGCAAUAUGCUCCUUGGUAUGAUCAAGUUCUGAAAAUAGCCCGACUUGCUAUAAGUAUCAUUACAUUGUUGAAGGAUCAAACCAGGGUGGCUAGACUUUCUUUCCCAGAUGUUAUUAAGAGAAUUUCGGAUCUUCCUAAAGACCACUCUGGGUUUGUAUCAUCUAACCCUCAGGUAGUGGAGAGAUAUGUGGUUGUACAUGGUCAGAUUAUCCUGCAGCAAUUCUCAGAGUAUCCUGAUGACAGUAUAAAGAAGUCUGCUUUUGUGACUGGGCUUGCCCAAAAAAUGGAGCAGAGGCACCACACUAAAUGGCUUGUGAAGAAAAAGAAGCUUUUGCAGAGAAAUGAACAAAAUUUCAAUCCCAGAGCUGCUAUUGCACCUGUUGCAUCCAAAAGGAAGGCUAUGCAGGCAACUACGACAAGGCUAAUCAACAAAAUUUGGGGUGGGUACUACUCAAAUUAUUCACCUGAGGAAUCAAAUGCAGAAAGCCUAACUGAAGUUAAAGAGGUUGAAGAGAUUGAAGAGCAAGAGGAAAAUGAAGAGGAUGAUGUUGUGGAAGAGAAAUUGGAUGUAUCAGAGAAAACUAAGAUGCCAAGCUCCAAUGCAAAGAAAGCCAACCUAUCCUCACGCUCAAAGGGAGUAAAGUGGGACGGAAAAUCCGUUGGUAAAUUGCCUACUGGUGAGGUUUUAUAUAAGAAGGCAAUAGUCCACGGAGGAGAAGUUGCUGUUGGGGGUGCUGUUCUGCUGGAAGAUGAUGAGUCAAAUGAUUCUCCAUCUAUCUGUUAUGUUGAAUAUAUGUUUGAAAAGACAGAUGGAAGUAAAAUAGUUCAUGGAAGAAUAAUGCAACGAGGCUCUGAAACUGUGCUUGGGAAUGCAGCAAAUGAGAGAGAGCUUUUCUUAACUAAUGACUGCAUGACUUUCCAGCUUGAAGAAGUCCUACAGUCUGUGCAUGUAGACAUCAGAUCAGUUUGUUGGGGCCACGAACACAGGAAAGCAAAUGCAAUUGCUGAAAAGAAUGAUAGAGCUAGAGCUGAGGAAAGGAAGAGCAAAGGUUUGCCAAUGGAAUAUUACUGCAAAUCUCUGUAUUGGCCCGAGAGAGGUGCCUUCUUUGCUCUUCUUUAUGAUUCUAUGGGCCUAGGAUCUGGCAGGUGUAAUGGAUGCAAGUCAAAUGAAGCUGACAUUGAGAAGGAAAGUUUUGAACUGGAUGACUCAAUGACCAGUUUUAAAUACCAAGGAAUACAAUAUUCUAUUGAUGACUGUGUUUAUGUGAGUCCUUACCACUUUUCUUCGGAAAGAGAAGCUGAAAUCUUCAAGGGUGGGAGAAAUGUGGGACUGAAAUCAUAUGUCAUAUGCCAAUUGCUUGAAAUUUGUGAGUGCAAGCAGUCUAAACGUGAAGAUGCCAGUGCUGUUCGUGUAAGAGUCAGAAGGUUUUUCAAACCAGAAGACAUAUCAUUGGAGAAAGCUUAUUCUUCUGAUAUUCGAGAGGUGUAUUACAGUGAGGAAACACAUACAGUGCCAGUUGAUUCAAUUGAAGGAAAAUGUGGGAUCAGGAAAAGGAAGGAUCUAGGCCCUCAAGAUGUCCCUUUCACUUUUGACCAUGCUUUCUUCUGUGAGAAUCUCUAUGAUCCUCGUACGGGAUCAGUGAAGCAGUUACCUUCUCACAUUAAAUUACGAUAUUCAACGGAUCAACUAAAUGAUGAUUCUGCUUCUCGGAAGAAAAAAGGUAAAGGUAAAAUGGAUCCAGAACCUGAGAAAGAGAAAGAUGCAUCUCAGGGGAACCGCUUGUCUACUUUAGAUAUAUUUGCUGGCUGUGGUGGCUUGUCUGAAGGACUACAGCAAUCAGGUGUCUCUUUGACAAAAUGGGCUAUUGAAUAUGAUGCUGCUGCUGGAGAUGCAUUCAAACUCAAUCACCCUGAAGCUACGGUAUUUGUGAACAACUGCAAUGUCAUUCUGAGAGCGGUCAUGCAAAAAUGUGGAGAUGCAGAUGAGUGCAUCUCAACCCCUGAGGCUGCUGACUUGGCUGCAUUGCUAGACCAGGCAGAAAUUGACAACCUUCCUUUGCCGGGACAAGUUGAUUUCAUCAAUGGGGGACCGCCAUGUCAGGGUUUCUCCGGGAUGAAUAGGUUCAAUCAAAGCACCUGGAGUAAGGUUCAGUGUGAGAUGAUCUUAGCUUUUCUGUCCUUUGCUGACUACUAUCGACCGAGGUUUUUCCUUCUCGAGAAUGUGAGAAAUUUUGUGUCCUUCAACCAAGGACAGACUUUUCGCCUAGCUUUAGCAUCACUUCUCGAGAUGGGAUAUCAGGUGAGAUGUGGCAUUCUUGAAGCUGGUGCAUAUGGAGUUCCUCAGUCAAGGAAGAGAGCUUUCAUAUGGGCCGCUUCUCCUGAAGAGCAGCUUCCAGAGUGGCCUGAGCCGAUGCAUGUCUUUGCAGCACCACAGUUGAAAAUCUCUAUGUCGAAAAAUUUGAAUUACGCAGCUGCUAGGAGCACUACAAGAGGAGCUCCAUUUCGCCCUCUUACAGUUAGAGAUACAAUUGGAGAUCUUCCACCCGUGCUUAAUGGCGCUUCUAACCAAACCUUGGAGUAUCAGAGCGACCCCAUGUCUUGGUUCCAGAAGAAAAUUCGAGCUGGGAUGACUGUACUGCACGAUCACAUAGCUAAAGAAAUGAAUGAACUUAAUCUGAUAAGAUGCCAGAAGAUCCCAAGGCGUCCUGGGGCCGAUUGGCGUGAUCUGCCAGAUGAAAAGGUGAAGCUGUCGAAUGGCCAAAUGGCUGAUCUGAUCCCGUGGUGCUUGCCAAACACUGCCAAGAGGCACAAUCAGUGGAAGGGGCUUUUUGGGAGGUUGGAUUGGGAGGGAAAUUUCCCAACUUCAAUAACAGACCCCCAACCUAUGGGUAAAGUUGGGAUGUGCUUCCAUCCCGAACAAGACAGGAUUGUGACUGUUCGCGAAUGUGCGCGUUCUCAAGGGUUCCCGGACAACUACAAGUUUUGUGGGACAGUUCUGGACAAGCAUCGGCAGAUUGGAAAUGCGGUUCCUCCUCCUCUUGCAUAUGCACUGGGACGAAAACUGAAGGAAGCUGUUGAGAAAAAGAAGCCAUGAGAGAGAGAGAGACAGAGGUUCUUGGCAUUGGUAUUGUGUAAGUAUUACUAAAACUCAAAGGUUCUUUUCCCUCCUUGACUGAAUGCCAGUCAAGUUCUUGGGUAGUAUUGUUGGUAUUAAUAUUAUUGAUAGGGAGACUUAGAGAGAGAGAGAGAGACUCUUUGUCUGAUUCAACUGAAGGCCAUUAAAACUAUGUUGUGUUGUGUUGUGCUGUGCUGUUUGGGAGAGAGAUGAUUUAAUUAUGAAUGAUGACAGGCAGAUUAGAUGGAAUGAAUGAUGUCAAAAGAGGCAUAUGAUAUUGAUA